Messenger RNA from Sesamum indicum (sesame), 756 nucleotides. Lineage: Eukaryota; Viridiplantae; Streptophyta; Magnoliopsida; Lamiales; Pedaliaceae. The record is from RefSeq and is a predicted model, not a curated record.
AUGGAAGAGAAAACCUCCACUGAAUUCAUCAACUUGAAAUCACAAGGAAACGAUCAACCUGGAAUGAACUUUGUGUCAGCACCAUUAAACGGCAACAAUUAUCUAUCAUGGGCAAGAUCUAUCAAGAUAGCCCUGGGAGCAAAACAUAAAUUGGGCUUCAUUGAUGGAUCAAAUAAAAAACCUACAAAAAGCAAGGAGGCCAUAGAAGCAUGGAAAAGGAACGAUUACAUGGUAGUUUCAUGGAUCUUGAGUUCCAUCGCAAAAGAAAUUGCAGAAGCGUUCCUAUAUGCGGACUCAACUAGGGACUUGUGGGUUGAACUUGAAACGCGAUUUGGUGACAGCAAUGGCCCUCUGCUCUACCAGAUACAAAGGGAAAUUGCCUCAAUAUCACAAAAGGAUAUGACUGUAGCAGUAUAUUUCACAAAGCUUAAAAGGCUUUGGGAUGAAUUGGGAUCAUUGGACCCUCUGCCUGAGUGUUCCUGUGGGGUAAGCAAGAAACUAUCGAAUAGGGCGACUUCCUAUCAAUUAAUUCAAUUCCUCAUGGGCCUUAGUGAUGCCUAUGACCAUGUGAGGAAUCAGAUCUUACUCAUAGACCCUUUACCAACUAUUGCGAAGGCCUACUCUAUGGUGUACAGAGUUGAGAAGCAAAGGGAAGUCAAGUCUGGCAUCUCUGAAUUAGACAAUGAAGGGGUCAUGGUUGUGCAGACUUUUGAGCCAAGAAAGCAAAGUAACAUAAGGGGAAACCUCAAGAAAUAG